AUGCCGAGUACAGCCACCAUGAGCGGUCCACUCACGCCGGCCAAGCAAAUCGCAAGAUUCAGCGACGCGAUGGGUCUACGCGACUCGCCAUUCUCAGACUACUUCACUGACGAUGCGCGGUCGAUCGAGCAUAUUUCCGGAGGGGCAGUGUACGAUAUGCCAUCUUCGCAAACCCAGCAGAUGCUCGUGCGACUCAACAAGCUACAAGCUCAACUCAUGCGCGCGGGAGAAGAUGGAGGCGACGCGCUGAAUAUCGUUGGCAGGAAGCUGAGUGAGAUUGAGAAUGAUAUGGAUGCCUUGCACUCGCAGACUAGAGUUGCGCCGGAACUGGAUGAUUCAGGCCUCUUCAUGGACGAUGACGAUGAGCCGGCUGCUACAACUCCGGCGAGGGCAUCGACGGCUGAAGGAUACUUUGGUGGCUUUAAUGGGACGUUGGAAGAGGCAGAGGAUGAUGUCACGCCGGAGGAGAAGGCGGCGGAGCGCGAUUAUCAGCUUGUUGAGGCGCAGCGUGUGCUGGACAAUGUCACGAAGGCGCAGGAGGAAUUGAGAAAGAGGCAUGCGGAGCUUGUGCAGCUCAACGACGAUCGGGCUGUGCAGAUCGAGGAUUACGAGCACGAGGUUGAGGAACUAAGAUCCGAGAAUGAGUCGCUGAGGUCAGAAUUGGGGCUUGAUCAUAGUGAGCUGCUUUUCAUGAAGUUACAGCUCAAGUCGUUGGAGGUGGAGCUGGACGGGGAAAGUGAGGAAGAUCAGAGCAGCAGACGCUCGCGGACACUGGAAGAAAUGGACAAAUGGCGGAGCGAUUGGCAUGAUGUUGAUGCUCGACUCAGGAAACGCCGUGGCAGGUAUGGGGUUGUUACCGAAGAGGACAAGCGUACUUCGCAACGAGACAGGCUUAAUGCAGGAGAUAGUAGCGAUGAGGAUGAUGAAGACUCCUGGUAUCUUGAAACGGUGACAAGGUGUGCCAGUCGUGGUCGGAGGGUCGCUAGUAUCACCAUUCGACGCAUGAACAGGUCCAACCAGCCCUUCGGUUCCGAUGGAGCAGCGGACGACCUCUCAGCACACACAGUAAAGGAUGAUAGCAAGUCGCAAGUAGCAAAGGAUGCCGCCACGCAGCAAAAGACGGCUGAAAACCAGCCCGACGAGCUCCGAGCAUCACAAAAGCAAUACUCCGCCACAUCACCCCACCCAGCCUACACGGACCAAAGCACCCAAACCUCACACAACAACUCCACAUCAACACCCACCCAACACGACAUACCCCGACCCCCCUUCAACCGCCCCCACCUCUCAAACUCAAGUGACGACGACGACGACACAGCCUCCGAAUGCGCCGUCACCACCUCCUCUCCAACCCCCCUAACACAAUCCCCUCUCAUACCGCCCCGGAAAGCCGUUCUGACAAGAUUACCGAAUCUGCCUCCUUUACCCCUGCCUUUGCCAACACCAGCGGCUAAGACGGCAUGGAGGGAGUUGUGGGAGGGGUUGAAUUCUUUUGCUGGGAUGGCAGGGGCGGAGGAUGAGGGGGGUGAGGGGAGGAAAUAG
Messenger RNA from Recurvomyces mirabilis, 1542 nucleotides. RefSeq lists its product as uncharacterized. NCBI's taxonomy places the organism in Eukaryota, Fungi, Ascomycota, Dothideomycetes, Mycosphaerellales, Teratosphaeriaceae. The coding region runs from base 1 to 1542 and encodes 513 amino acids. The record is from RefSeq and is a predicted model, not a curated record. The transcript has a single exon.